CACACACUUCAUAUUCUCCAUGGCAACGACAAUAAGCUUGUAUCAUAUAGACAUGAUCACUUGGUGGGGGAUUACUUACCCUACCUUUCUUGAAACAUAUACUAUGAACAUCACUUUUGUAUUGAUUUAUGGUGUCAUAACAUUAGCAACUCUUGCGGUUGUGACAUGGACGUUGUCAUAUUACGGAGGCCCGGCAUGGAAAAAUGGACGCAACCAUAUGGGUUGCGUCCCUAUUCCAAGCCCUCUAGGGUUUCCGGUAUUUGGCAGCUUGCUAUGUUUGGUUCAUGAUUUACCUCAUCGCACCCUUGCGUGCAUGGCUCGUUCUAGCCAUGCAGCUACCCAACUCAUGGCUAUCAGUGUUGGCUCGACCCCUACUGUGGUUGCCUCGGACCCACAAACGGCUCGUGAAAUCUUAACCUCCCAACACUUCGCCAACCGUCCGAUAAAGCAGUCUGCUAGGCUACUCAUGUUUAACCGAGCUAUCGGAUUUGCACCCAAUGGAACCUAUUGGAGACUAUUGAGAAGAAUUGGUUCGUCUCAUCUCUUUGCUCCAAGGCAUGUUUUUGCACACGAACAUGCACGUGUGGAGGAAUGUACCUCUAUGUUAAAUAACAUUGUUAAGGAACAAUCCUUGCAUGGUUUUGUUGUACUAAGAAAGCACUUGCAAAUUGCUUCCUUGAACAAUGUAAUGGAAAUUGUCUUCGGCAAAAGCUACAACAAAAAUGGGGAUGUUCAUGAAUAUAUGGAGCUUCAAAAGAUGGUGAGAGAAGGAUUUGAGCUUUUAGGGGCAUUCAAUUGGUCUGAUCAUUUGUCGUGGUUGAACAACUUUUAUGACCCUUCUCGUGUUAAAGAAAGAUGUGUUGCUCUUGUACCUCGAGUUCAGAAAUUUGUCAAAAAGAUUAUUGAUGAACAUAAACUCAUAGGCUCGGCAAAUAGCGGUGAGGACUAUGACUUCGUUGAUAUAUUGCUCUCUUUAAGUGGCGAGGAGAAGCUUAGUGAAGAUGAUAUGGUGGCUAUCUUAUGGGAAAUGGUAUUUCGCGGAACUGAUACAAUCGCUCUUCUAACCGAAUGGGUCAUGGCGGAACUAGUGAUAAACCAAGGCAUUCAAUCAAAGCUCCGAUUCGAACUCAACACUGUCAUGGGCAACAAAAACCUCAACGACGCUGAAAUGACUAAACUACCCUACCUUCAAGCUGUUAUAAAAGAAACUCUUCGUGUCCACCCACCAGGCCCCCUCCUGUCAUGGGCUCGUCUUUCAACAUCAGAUGUCCAUCUCACCAACGGCAUGGUUAUCCCAGCCAACACUACUGCCAUGGUCAACAUGUGGGCCAUCACACACAAUCCUGAAAUAUGGGAAUGCCCUUUUGUGUUUGAUCCAGAUAGGUUCUUACUGUCUGCUGGUGGGUCUAAUGUGGAUAUAAGGGGUGGUGACCUUAGGCUUGCACCAUUUGGAGCAGGUCGUAGGGUUUGCCCGGGUAUGAACCUUGGUAUGGUUACAGUUAGCCAGUGGGUGGCUAAGUUAGUGUACAACUUUGAGUGGGUUCCUGACAUGGCUCAUCCGGUUGACCUAACUGAGGUGCUGAAACUUUCUUGUGAAAUGAAGAAGCCUCUAUGUGCAAAGGUGGUUUCUAGGAGUGAAGGUUAUGCAUUGAUGUAGGGUUUUGUGGGUGGGUUAUUGUGUGCAAGUACUCUCAUUUCGGCCUCUUAAGGGUGAACAAAGAAUUAAAUAAAGAAUUGAGAGGGCAAAAGUUUCAUUUAUGUUGCAUCAAAGGGUUGAUUUAUGUUUUCAUACUAUGUAUUGUAAUACUGUAAUAAGUAACGUAUUGU
Messenger RNA from Helianthus annuus (common sunflower), 1827 nucleotides. Its product is annotated as cytochrome P450 78A7. Gene Ontology annotation, molecular function: iron ion binding; heme binding; oxidoreductase activity, acting on paired donors, with incorporation or reduction of molecular oxygen. The transcript has 2 exons. Lineage: Eukaryota; Viridiplantae; Streptophyta; Magnoliopsida; Asterales; Asteraceae. The coding region runs from base 20 to 1657 and encodes 545 amino acids. The record is from RefSeq and is a predicted model, not a curated record.